Molecule: messenger RNA, 504 nt
Organism: Hydractinia symbiolongicarpus
Lineage: Eukaryota; Metazoa; Cnidaria; Hydrozoa; Anthoathecata; Hydractiniidae
Product: N-lysine methyltransferase KMT5A-B-like
Exons: 5
Coding region: 1-504 (167 amino acids)
Molecular function (GO): protein binding
Source: RefSeq, a predicted model, not a curated record
AUGGUUCUAAUCAUCAUUAAGUCAUCGAGCUACCUUUUUUUUACUAAACACAUUCCAUUUUGGAAUGAACAGGCUUUGGGGGAUGAGCAAUGUUGCUUGACAAAUGUAGAUCCCUCAAGCAAUUUCAUUUGCAAAAAGAUCGACAGUUAUAUAGGCCAUGGUGUAUUUGCAUUAAAAAAAUUCAUACCUGGCGACUUUCUUCUCCAGUAUCCUGGAUGUUUAGUGACCGCGGAAAAGGGUGAUAAACUGGAAAAAUACUAUGAAAAGAAAGGAAAAGGAUGCUAUCUUUACUUUUUUAAUUACCAUGGAAAAAAAUUAUGUGUGGAUGCUACAAAAAACAAUCGGUUGGGCAAAUUUGUCAAUGACAGCCAGAAGUCCUACGCCAACAGCGUAAUGAAAGUAAAGAGUUUGUUCCCUGAAAAAAUACACAGAGAGUUAAAUACAACACUUAUAAAUAACAUUCUGAUGACAAAAGAUAUCCCUAUAUCAAGAAAAAGUUCUUAG